AUGGAGAAUGGUUCAUGGAGAGAGAUCGGCUUCAAGGAAUUCGUGGAGCUUUGUGACAUGAGGUUGCACUCUGAGAAGUUGUACUUGAGAGCCUUCUUCCGGGAUCGCUUCCGGGGUGCCAGCAGCAACUGCAUCCAGCCACACUUGCGUGAUGUGGCUGAAGCCUUGCAGGGAGUCAAGGUGCAUGUCCGCCCCGAACAAGUGGAACGGAUUGCCAUGGACUUGGGUUAUGCCGUUUGGGCGGAAUUUGUGACUUUGGUGCAUGAGACGGACCUCUUCGUCCUAGCCCAGCGAUGCCGGAUGCUGGAGAAGCAGCGUGCAUGGGAAAGAGCUGGCUUUACCUUGCAGGAGGUCUCACGGUUUCAGCAACUCUUUGACCACUUUUUGGGCAGCGCCGGUCGAGGCCUGCGUGCAGAGGAGUUGCUAUACAUCGUCCACCAACUGGGGAUGACCUCGCGCAGCCGUUCCGACGAGGCAGACAUGACCGCAACGGCCUACAAUGGGAAGGACCUAUCUGAAACCAUGUCCUUGGAGGAGUGUUUGCAUUCUGCCAGGAGGUUCCUGGACAAGAAGGAGAUGGAUGCCCGUUCCAAGGAGUUGAGGUCAGCUGUUGCCACUGGGAUUCCCGAGGACGAGCUGGAUUACUUCCGGGCCUUCUACAAGCAACUCAUUGCAGAGGAUUCACAAGGCAAUCAGCGGGAUUUCACUUACUUUGCUCUUUGCCGCGGCGUGCAAAUCAUGGGUGCGACCCUAACGGUGGAGAGGAAUGCGGAGCUUGAACAGAUGUUCAAGGAGCAUGCCGUUUAUUCGGGCUUGUCGUCGCAGAUGCUGCACUUACCUUUCCCGAAGUUCAUCAUGAUGAUUGGCACGCUUUUCAAGUUGGACUUCGCCAAUGUGAGGACGCAUUCCACCCGCAAAGAGGAGGACGUCCAGCUUCGCCGGGCCUCUGCCGGCAAGAUCAAGACCGUGAGCUCCGUGACCAUGGGCAAAUACUUGAUGCGUGCACGCCAUGGCGCCCGAUGACGUCGUGGCACCGGUGCCCGGUGGAUCGUCGUGACCGAGGAAAGCGCCCUGAAGGGGCGCUAGGACCGGUAGGAGCGGGAAGCCGCAGAUCAUGGAUGACGCCAGUUCGCAGUCGGCGGGUGUACAGUGUUCUCGUGAUCUCAAGAACCGCGGACGACUAGGAACUCACUGACCGAGAAAUCCCAAAUUGGGUGCCACCAAUCAGACACACUGACUGUAACGGAUUCGUAGGCGUUUUCCCACGUCUUGGCGUCCGGCGCAGGGCGAACCCAUUUUUUCGUCGCCCGAACCGACCCGAACAACACCUCACGCCGGGACCCACCCGGGUCGCCCAAGGCGUCCCCGGGGGGAACCGAGUUGGUGCGAACGAAGGGGGGCCGAAAA
Molecule: messenger RNA, 1407 nt
Organism: Durusdinium trenchii
Lineage: Eukaryota; Dinophyceae; Suessiales; Symbiodiniaceae
Source: the annotation of a GenBank genome assembly